Molecule: messenger RNA, 2208 nt
Organism: Didymosphaeria variabile
Lineage: Eukaryota; Fungi; Ascomycota; Dothideomycetes; Pleosporales; Didymosphaeriaceae
Gene: MPP10
Product: U3 snoRNP protein
Exons: 2
Coding region: 1-2208 (735 amino acids)
Biological process (GO): rRNA processing
Cellular component (GO): nucleus; Mpp10 complex; small-subunit processome
Source: RefSeq, a predicted model, not a curated record
AUGGCGCCCGUGUCAUUCUCGCCGGACAACUCAAUCUCAUCCCACACGCUCUCCGCAGGCUCCGCCCAGCCCUCACCGAUGGACCUCAACACCUCGAACCCAGCCGCGAAGCUUCUGACAAGCCCGCUCGCCUUUUUGCAGCCGACCACACAAAUGAAUGGCGCUUUCCUCGCCGCAACCAAACAAUUCCUUGACCCGGUCGCAGCGGGAGUGAGCGAAGAACAGUCCCAGCGGCAGCAAGAGGUUAGGAAGAAGAGGAAGCGGGGUGAAGGCUAUGAUGGCGAUAUCAGCGUUCUGCAUCUGAAAAAAGUGCACUUGCAAGGAUUUGAUGUUAACCAGGUCUUCGAACAGGCCAGGAAAAUCUUGGAUGCUGCAACAGAGGAGAUUGAACUGGCGCUACCUCAGGACGAGGAUGAAGCUGAUACCUUGGCAAUCAGAGCGGGCGAGGAUGACGAAGAUUCCGAGGGCAGUGGCGCAGAAUUGGAAGAAGGAGAGGAAAGUUCCGAUCUUGGUGAGGAAGGUGUAGACUGGGAAUACGAUGGCGAGGAUGUAUCUGGCGAAGGGCUAGAGGUUGAAGAUGACGAGGACGAUGAAGCUCUUGAUCAUGAAGAUGUCGACAUGGAAAAUGACGAGGGAGGUAUGUUCUCCGAUGCGAGGUCCGAUUUAGACGAGCCGGCAGCAACCUAUCAAGAAGAUAAACAUGGUUUGAACGAUCCAUUCUUCGACAUAGAUAUGUUCAACAAGCAAACGGAUUUCCUCGAGCAACGAGAUAAUCAAGGCGAGGCUGCGGAUACCGAUGAAGACGAGAUCAACUGGGAAGCCGAUCCGUAUUUCGCAAACGCAAGUAAAAACGAGGCUGCAGGCGAUAACGAAGACAUGCCGGAUGAAGGCUCGGACGAAGAAGGAGGCCCAACUUUCGGCAACGUCGAUCUCAAUGCACCGGAAGGUGAAAGUGACGACGAGGAGCUCCAAGAUGGCGAAAUGGACGGUAUGGAGGAGGGAGCGAACGCAAACAACAUCAUGUACGCGGACUUCUUCGCGCCUCCUGCGAGCAAAGUGGGCAGGAACAAGAAGAAACGAGGACGUCCCAAUCCGCACAAUUUCCCUUCUGCGGAUGAUCCUCAAAAUAACAAGCCAGACGAGGAGGACAUACAGAACGUCAUCUCAAGAGUUCAUGGCGACCUGUUCUCCGAUGAAGACGACGUAGGCUCGGACCACGACCUUAGCGACGUCGAUCCCAGCGACCCCAAAUCAAGACGAUCAACUCAUGAGCGUCGACAGGCCAAGCUCGCGGAACAGAUACGAAAGCUGGAAGCUGCCAAUGUAGCAAAGCGAGGGUGGCAGCUCUCUGGAGAGGCCAGAGCUUCAGACCGACCCGUCAAUUCGUUACUGGAAGAAGACUUAGAAUACGAGAGAGCGGGCAAGCCCGUCCCUGUAAUCACUCAAGAGGUAUCGGAGGACAUCGAAGCUCUCAUCAAACGCCGCAUCCUUGCCGGCGAAUUCGACGAAGUGCCGCGCCGCCGCCCUGACGACCUUGCCACUGGCCCCCGCGAGCGCCGCGGCCUCUUCGAACUCGACGACGCGAAGAAUACCAAGGGUCUUGCUGAGAUAUACGAAGAAGAGCACCUUAAAGCUGUAGAUCCCAACUUUGUCGACGCGAGGGAUGAGAAGCUGAAAAAAGAGCAUGCAGAGAUAAGUGAGUUGUGGAAGAGCAUAAGUGCGAAAUUGGAUUCCCUAGCGAGCAGUAAUUUCAAGCCUAAGCCUGUGGCUGCGAACCUGGAGAUCCGUGUCGACGCGCCCGCUAUACAGAUGGAAGAUGCAAGGCCUACGGCUGGCGGCGAUGUCGCUUCUGCCAGCAUGCUCGCGCCUCAGGAGCUGUACAGGCCGGGCGAGGACAAGGAAGACAAAACCGAAAUCGUCACGAAGGGUGGCCUACCGUUUGCGCGCGAGGAAAUGACACGGGAGCAGAAGCUCCGCCGGAGACGGAGAGAAAAGGAGAGGAUCAAGAAGGCGGGUCUGCACGAGCCGGAGAAGAAGGACUCGGAGAAGUCUGGUAGAGAGGAGAAGUCGAAAGAGAGGAAGCAAUUAUUGGGCGAUUUGAAAAAGGGCGGGGUGCAGGUAAUUGGGAAGAAGGGCGUUGUUACUGAUGUUGAGGGUAAGGAGGUUAAGGAAGGUCCUAAGAGGGGAGCGGGGAGUUAUAAGCUUUGA